Messenger RNA from Mya arenaria, 582 nucleotides. Its product is annotated as E3 SUMO-protein ligase ZBED1-like. The coding region runs from base 1 to 576 and encodes 191 amino acids. The transcript has 2 exons. The record is from RefSeq and is a predicted model, not a curated record. NCBI's taxonomy places the organism in Eukaryota, Metazoa, Mollusca, Bivalvia, Myida, Myidae.
AUGAACUUCAUCACGCCUUCGGAAAGGUCAACAGAAAUCACACAAGCUGUGGCGAAGUUCAUCGCCGGUGACCUACAGCCAUUAUCCGUAGUCGGAAAGGCAUACUUUAAGAACCUUUUGUCUGUGAUGGACCCAAAAUAUGAACUACCAUCUCGGAGAUAUUUCACAAUGAAUGUGAUACCAGAGAUGUACACAUCAGUUCGUACCAAUGUUGAACUGGAACUUAAAGAAUGUGAAAGUUUAGCUAUCACAACAGAUGGUUGGACAUCCCGUGCCUGUCAAAGCUAUCUUACAGUAACUGCACAUGGCCUUGAUUCUAACUGGAAGCAGCAUAAUUAUGUCCUUGCAACACGAAUGCUUGAUGUAUCCCAUACCGGGGUUAAUGUAGGUGAGGCCCUUGCAGGUGUUGUAGCCGAGUUUGGUUUGCAGAGACCAUCAGGUACAGCUGUUGUGACUGACAAUGCUGCAAAUAUGGACAUUGCAGCAAAAGCUGCCAUGCUCACUCCACAUGUGAAGUGUUUCGCCCAUACUGUGAAUUUGGCUUGUCAAAAGGGUGUCAAAGUUCAAGAAUUCUAACCACUU